GUGGAGAUUUCGCAAGCUAAAUUAAAAAUGUCUAAUAAAAAAUACAAUGAUCUGUGGAAAUCAACGCAAGCUGAUCUAGAGAAGCUUCUUGAAGAAGAAUUAAUAGAAACUUCUGCAUUAUCGGAUCAAGAGCGUCUUAAGGCAAUUCGCAAGAGUUCUGUUUUAUAUUUAAAAUACAUCAAAGUUUCUAAUAAGCUGAUUGAUUGCCAUAGAAAUAUUCUGCAACCACAAAAAAGAAAUUUGCUGCAAAAACUAAUCGAUAAUUGCAUUGGUCGUGUUUUGGAACUAAAGCAUGAACUCGUCGGAUUAGAAUUUUCAGAAAUUCAGUUUUUGGAUGAAGUUCUAUUAGAACUAAAAAUGGUUCCUGUAAGUAACUUUAACUGUAGUUAUAUAAAACAAAUUUUGUCGCUUUAUUGUCACAUGAUCUAUGUGUUUAUCUAA
This is a messenger RNA of Parasteatoda tepidariorum (common house spider), 441 nucleotides long. NCBI's taxonomy places the organism in Eukaryota, Metazoa, Arthropoda, Arachnida, Araneae, Theridiidae. The record is from RefSeq and is a predicted model, not a curated record.